AACAAGAACAGCCAGAAGUAGUACACAAUCAAGGCGACGCAAGAACAUUCUUAAAACCACAUGUGCUUUGCUGAUUCGACAGGUGAAAGUAUGAGCUACGGAACGACAUUUUUGUUGUUGUGCCUCAAAUGAUUUAUGUUGUGUAGAGAUAGAAUUAGUCUCAUGUUGAUGACCUUGUCGUUACAGUGUGUAGAAACUAUACAUGUGAUUAGCUAGUUGGUACUGGUUCUCGUGGUAUCUUGAACUGCAUCAGAGAAUGAAUGUUUCGUACUAGUAGGCGAAGACUACUUGUUGGCAGCUUGCAGGUUGGCAGGUGACCGGCACGCGUUGCAACGCGUGACAAGUGCACUGCUGGCAAGGUUCGUGUCACGACCACGAUUACUGGGAACAAUACUUCUCGCGCUGGGAAACUACAUUUGCAGUCACGAACAACAAAAAAAUCCAGUUUUUGAUCGAUCAUCUUGCUCGGAGUUUUUUCUUUUUGAAGGUCUAAUCCUCUUUCCGGAAAGAUAGAAGAUGGCGGCAGGUGAGAGCCAGAAGGGCGGCGUCGCGGCGCCUAAGCCCAAGGAGCAGGCGAACAAGAGCAAGAAAGACCAAAAAAAGGAGGAAUUGAACGAGGAGGACCAGAAAUUGAAGGAGGAGCUGGAGUUGCUCGUCUCGCGCGCUUGCGAAAAGGUGGAUAUCAAGGUGAAUAAGGCGUCGCUGGACACGCUAGCGGACAAGCUGAAGACCGCUAGUAGCACAAUGACAUCAGUACCCAAGCCGCUGAAAUUUCUGCGCCCUUCAAUGGAGACCAUGAAGAAAUAUUACGAAGCUGAAAAGACCGGUUUUUUGAAAAAGGAUUUAGCCACCAAACAACUCUUCUCCGACAUCUUAUCGGUCCUCGCGGCCGUGAAGAGUCCACCAAAACCGAAGGUAGAUCCGAAAAAAGCGAAAGAAGAGGAGGAAAAGAAGAAGGCAGAGGAAGCUGCAGGUUUCUCAUCAUUCCUUGUGAGUAAUGAUACAACAUUUUCUCAGCACGGACUGUUGUUAGAAAACAAGGAUUUUUCGCGAAACAAGGCCUUAAUUUUUCCGAUGUGCUUAUCUGGUCUAAAAAAGCCAUUUUUAUGUUUUUUGAUUUUCAUCUCGGGCCUGGACGAACUUUGCCGGAUAAAAUUCCUAAAAAAAACCAGCUGCGGCAAAAGAGGCAGCUGGAAAAACGGACAAGCAAAAGGAGCAGGAGGAAGAAGAAGCAGCACAAAAAGCGAAAGAGGAAAAAAAGGAGGCAGCCUUUGUAGAAGAGCUUGACCCAUAUAAAGCCAACCGAUCUCGAGAAUGCUUGAGGUACUUAAUAUCUGCAUUCACAAUCAGAUUCAGUUCAUUAUAAUAUGAAAUAGCAAGCAGCAGGAAGCUGGUAAUCGCUCAAUUCACUGUCGUCAUCUUUCCCCAAACCAACUCGGUCUAUUUCUCUACAACUAGGUAUCGCUUGGAGGGUACUCCAGGUGAGACUUUCGUUACUUGGGGACACGAAUAUGUCCGCCACCUCGCAGGUGAGCUUAUGUACGCUUACAAUGCCAUUACCGAGGGCGAGGAGGACCCUAUGGAAAUCGAAGGAGAAGGUACUCAUUGCAUUAUGAAAUUGAAAAAGGAUUCAGCAACUUUUUCUGAUGACCAUAAGUCCAUGCGCGAUUCUGUUUUACGACAAGAAGUAAGACAAGAACAAAAUAUAUUUUUCAUUGUCCCGCAACUCUGAGUUCAAGGUUGUAGUCCUGAUCAACAACCGACUGUUUACAAUUUUUUGGCUAACACAGCAAUUAUGAUUUGUACACCAGUCACCAUCCCUGAAGGUUAAGGAAAUACUUAAGUUAGAUCCUUAAUUACUCACUAUUAUCACUCAGAAGCGGUUGAGGAGAGCUACAAGCCACCAGUUCCGGACCUCCUAAAGCUGGUUUCGAUUAUUGUACCGUUCCAAAUUAAACAUGCCGAGGAGACGAUGGCUAUCGAUAUGCUUUUCGAAGUUGGUCAGGUCGAAAAAUUGCCCGAUCUCAUCGACAGCAGCACGUAUUUUGAAAACUACUUACACCUUUCGUUGACUGUUCGUUGUGGAAAAGCACUCAAUUAUUCACUCUGGUUUGUUUUAAUGAAGCUUUUAACACCUGCACCCGAUAGAUACAGUCCUUGCAGAAUCAAUGGAACAAGUUAAGUACGACCCUUCGGGCUCAGAAAAAGAACUCCUUCUCUCAAUCAUUUCAACUUCAGAUGUCAUCGUGUAUGCCUUUAUCUUAUGGCUUCGUCUGUGUACGCGGGAAAUGCAGAGGACACUGCAAAGCUACAAAGAAUAGUCUUUGACAUAAACAUGAAAUUCAAGCGCUAUCCGGAAGCACAGAGGGUGGCGCUGAAAAUGAAAAGUCACGAACUCGUAGAAAAAGUCUUCGAAGCGUGUGACAGCUUGCCAACGAAGAUACAAAUGGGUAUCGAUUUGCCAUGCUUUAUCUUGUGACGCGAAAAAUUUUGUCUAUGAUGAUGAUAGUAAAAAUGUUUCCAGCAAGGGCCUUAUCCUUAUUCUAUGUGCUCUACUUAGGAUUUGUUAUUGUCCUUGUUUUCUCUUUCUCCUAUGAUUCAGGUGGAAUGCAAAUGCACAAUUCGUAUCAACAACAACUCCAGGUUACGUCUUGCGGCAGCACAGAUACAAUUAUCCACAAGCGGACGAAGCAGGUUGGGAUGACAAAGUAAUGGAAGCCUACAGUGGCGAGAACUGGAUGAAAAAAUAUUACAAGCAUCUGGCAAAGGAACUUGACGUACUUCUACACUGCUGCAUUAUCGCUCUAAAUUGAACUAUGAACUGAUAUUGAUGUUUAAUGUUUAUUGUCGUCUAGAAGUGGUUGCUCGUUGUAUUUUCGAAGCACCUCUGCAAUUUAAGGGGAAAAUAAAAAUCUCACUUUUCCAACAUCAGGACUCAAUGUCUGCAACAUUUGUUCGCGGUUAUUGCCAGAAUAGAUAUCAACUUUCAAAAUGUCAGGUACUUGAGCCGAAAUUGCCAGAGGAUAUCUACAAGUCACAUCUAGAAGAAAAGAAGACCCAAGUGGUCCUCGAUAGUGCGAAGCAGAACUUGGCGUCGACAUAUGUCAAUGCUUUUGUGAAUGCAGGCAUGGGCAAGGAUAAGUUGAUGUUAUGGAAGAAGACUGAUAUAUGUAACUAGAUAGAAGUGUUUCAUACGAAGAAUAUUUUGUUGUGCUUGCGCAGCAUCGAUCUUUGAUGUGAAUUAAUACCUGUAUUGGCUACGAAAUAUGUCCUCUCAUCUAGUACUAAAACUUGAUAAAGCCAAGCCACUAUAAUUCAAUCUUCCUCUAAUCCUCACCGUUGGCGAAGUGUGGCUGUACAAGAACAAGGAACACGGAAUGAUGGCUGCUGCAGCGUCAAGGUCUCUGAUUAGCCUCUGGGAUACUGAGGUACUCGACGAGGUUGAUAAAUACCAGUAUGCUUCCGAGGAGUGGAUCAAAGCAGGAUACUUUUUGUCUCUUGGAAUCGCGCUAUCCAACUGUAAAUCAGAGACCGAUCCUGUGUGGGCGUUAUUGCAGGACACCGUGGAAAAGUAGUUUUUUGAUUGAUUAAUUUUGGUUCAUCUCCGAAAUCUUUUUUAUUAAGAAGCAAGGUAAGGAAUUUUGUUUUUUCGAUUUUUCUAGUGUUGUGUUGUCCAACGACUUGUUUGCGUACAUGAACAUUUGAUAUUUCCUUUUCUCUGGCUAAUACGAUCAAUUUCUUCAUGAUCAUCUCAAAACAGUGGUUCCCAGAAGGAGAAGAUUGCGGCAAUUAUGAGCUUGGGAUUUGCCUACGCUGCGACAGAACACGAGGAAAUUGUGGAGAAUUUAACGCCACUUAUAGUCGACGUCGACGCGCCAAUAGAGUACUUCUGCUGAUAAAUAUUUCUAGAAUACAAGUGCUUGAUCCCCUCUUGGACCACAAGGAGGACACCCGCUUAGUGAGUAUAACAUGUCGUUCCCGAAUACGUUUUUAAAUGAACAAUUUCGCAUAAGAUGCUCAACCAGUUUGUCUACCCCACUUUCCAUCUUACCUAAACAGAUUAUCCGCCGUAUGCGCGUUAUCAGUGGGAAUGGUCAAGAUGGGGACUGGAGAUGGCGAUAUUUGCGGCGCUAUCGUUGCAGCUCUGGAGGAACGCAUGAAGCUCACUGGUGCUCUGGACAGCAGUGUUGCAACACUCUUCCCAAUCGCAUUAGGCCUUAUCAUGUGUGGUCGCGGCGACAGGAGUGUCGAUGACUAUAAGCUUGAUACACUGGUAAUUUUUACUUGCAUUUCGGACUUCUAAUAAGUUCUUCUGCUGGUGUAACUGGUAACAUUUAUUUGAACUGCACUAAGAAAACGUCGUCAAGAACAGAAGAAGUGCACAUUGUGUCUCUCGUUGAGCAAAAUGAUGUAUAAUCAUGGACUUCGAAUAAACAUCUAAGUAUGUAUGUGCCUUUUUUCAGUUCGAGCAGUUGAAGCAAAUUACGCAUCCGUUGGGAGCGUUCGCGACAAACUUGAUUACCGGUUUUGCUUUUGCGGGGUCUGGCGAUGUGCUGCAAGUUCAGAAGAUGAUGCAAGUUGCAGGUGAACACAAUAAGCAUAACAAGGACCCAGAGCCCGCUGCUGCACCGGAAGCAGCAGCUGGCGGUGCUGGCGCGGACGCGGCUGGUGGCGCGUCAUCGUCGUCCGGCGGCGAGGCAGGCGCAAAUCCAGCCGCGUCCAAGGACGACACCGCGAGUCCGGCUGGAGGCGCAGCUCUUCUGAGUAUCGCUGCAGUCGCAUUUUCGGACGACCUCUCAAGGGACAUGUGCAUGCGCAUGGUGGAGCAUAUUCUGCAGUACGGCAACUUGCAGUUGCGGCGAACAGUCCCGCUCGCUAUUGGGCUCCUUUUUGUUAGUAACGCGAAACAACAGGCUAUCGACCUGUUGAGCAAACUUUCACACGACGCGGACACAGAGGUUGCUACUGCAGCUAUCGUGGGCAUGGGUAUCAUGGGUGCAGGUACGAACCACGCGAAAAUAGCUGGCCUCCUCCGACAAUUAGCGGCUUACUACUGCAAGGACGCCAACAUUCUGUUCAUGGUGCGCAUCUCACAAGGGCUUCUGUACAUGGGCAAGGGCUUGAUGACGCUGUCCCCCGUCCAUUCAGACAGGUUACUGGUCAACAACGUGGGCAUGGGAUCGCUUCUAGCGGUCAUGGCAGUGAUGCUCAACGCCAACUCACUCUUCUUCACGCACAACAUGCACUACCUCCUGUACUACUGUUUUCUUUGACUUGUGAUAAAAAAUUGCUCUAUGAAAUAGCCUACCAAAUCUGGUUUUUGACCUAAGUAGACGAAAGAUCAAGAUUUUAUCAUUCCUGAUUUUUCGGUGUAUUUUCUUGAAAUUGACAAAGCGGAUUUUUUUUUGAAGUACGUACUUUACCUCUUCAGGUACCUUGUCGUCCCGUGCUUGGCACCGCGCAUGCUGAUUUGUGUAGACGAGGAGGGAGAGGUUGUUCCGGUUACAGUGCGCGUAGGUGCGGCUGUGGAUGUAGUCGGACAGGUCGGAAACCCUAAGACGAUUACUGGUUUCCAGACACACACAACACCAGUGCUCAUGCAGACUGGUGAGCGUGCGGAGCUAGCAACCGACGAAUACGUUGCAGAAACCUUUGUUCUCGAUGGUGUUGUGGUUGUGAGAAAGAAUCCGGCAUAUAAGAAAGACACUGCGUAAGUAGGUUGUCUUCCUGAUCCAUCGCGAUUCCGGGGACCUCCAAUUCCAACAUCCUUUGCUCUACCCGACGAUUCCCCUGUGUAUUAGAAAUGAAUCCGGUCAUCAGUUCGAGUAUUCACCUGCAGCUGCAGGCACGACCUUUUCGGGGUUACGGAGCCCGAAGCUGUUGGUGUACAGGCAUGUUGGCAUCAACUUGAGGCCAACUACAACAAUCCAGUUUUUCAAGGAUGCCAUAUCCAUCUGUGUCCCACGUUGAUCGAUAUUUCGUUUACAUCCAACAGAAGAGUUAUUCUUGAAGCAAUCACGUUUACGUUAUUUUCAGAUCAACGCAUAUUUUUAAUUUUAGGUAGUUAGUUUUCAAUUACUAGAAGUCGACGACACGUAAUCUUGAGGGAACAAGAAUAUGGCUACCCAAAAGACCCGGACAUGAAUCCUUCCUCCCCUUCACCCAGAAUACCUUGUUAACUACCUUCUCUGUGUACGACGUGUGAGCUGGAAAAUCGCGAUUGCUCGACUCAAGCGACAUCGAAACUACAAAGUCCCAGAAUGCCAAUCUGGGCGCGAACACUAUGGCUGAGACGGAGACGGCUUUCCGUUCUUCCUUUCUGAUUCGCGAAGGUUAGCAGCAGAUGAAAAGGGGAAGAAAAUAUUCUGACAUGUCGUAGUUUGAUAUCAAUUGCUUGGUGCGUGGGCCGUGGUGCCAUCCUACCGAAUCUGU
This is a messenger RNA of Amoebophrya sp. A25, 6432 nucleotides long. Lineage: Eukaryota; Dinophyceae; Syndiniales; Amoebophryaceae. The record is from the annotation of a GenBank genome assembly.